CAGCUCUUCUUGAGAUAAAUAGUGUAAUUUAACCAAUAAUUCUAUCAUUUUUUUACCGUAUUUUAGCAUCUAAAACUAUAGAUGAAGCUUCUAAAACCCAGUUGGGUUAAUCAUGAUGAUAAACCAAUAUUUUCUGUUGACAUCCAUCCUACGGGGAAGAGGUUUGCGACUGGUGGCCAGGGUGGGGACUCCGGGCGAGUUGUUGUGUGGAACUUGAACUCGGUAUUAUAUGAAAAUGUGGAGGUUGAUCCGAAUGUGCCGAAGAUGUUGUGCCAAAUGGAUAAUCAUUUGGCCUGCGUCAACUGUGUUCGGUGGAGCAAUGCGGGCCGAUACCUGGCUUCCGGAGGAGAUGACAGACUGGUCAUGGUGUGGGGACUCAGUGUGGUUGCCAAUGGCACUCCGGGGAAGCUGAAAGCUGAGACUUGGAGGUGUAUAGCUACUUUGAGAGGACAUGCAGGUGAUGUCCUGGAUCUGGCCUGGUCUCCGCUGGACAAGUGGCUGGCCAGCUGCAGUGUGGACAACACCAUCAUCAUCUGGAACGCGGAGAAGUUCCCGGAGAUGGUCUGUGUGCUCAACGGCCAUACUGGGCUGGUGAAAGGAGUUGCUUGGGACCCUGUUGGCAAAUACCUAGCAUCGCAGUCUGAUGACAAGUCACUACGGGUCUGGAAGACAGCCGAUUGGGCUCAAGAAACAGUCAUCACUGAGCCUUUCGAAGAGUGUGGUGGCACGACCCAUGUACUUCGUCUUUCAUGGUCUCCCGAUGGUCAAUACGUGUUAUCUGCCCAUGCUAUAAACGGAGGUGGUCCCACCGCGCAAGUGGUAGAAAGAGACGGCUGGAGGUGUGACAAGGACUUCGUCGGGCACAGGAAAGCUGUCACUUGUGCUCGUUUCAACAACAACAUAUUCGUGAAAGAAGGCAAGAAGUGUUGCUGCGCGGCCGUAGGUGCCCGAGACAGGGCGCUCUCCAUCUGGCUCACAUCGCUCAAGCGCCCUCUGGUGGUGGUGCACGAUCUGUUCAGCGACAGUGUGCUGGACCUGUCUUGGAGCUCCGACGGUUUGAAUCUCCUAGCAUGCAGUUCGGACGGCACGGUCGCUUGUAUACAGUUUACCAACAAAGAAAUUGGCACACCUCUCACAUUGGACGAAAAGAAUGCCUUCUACGAAAAAAUCUAUGGCAAGUGUCCGGCCAACGACUCCGCUCUUUCCAACUUGUUGGUAGAGUGUCCAGAGAUCCUGCUCGCUAGAGAAAAACCUGAAACCCGCCAAGAGUGUCGAGACAGCAGAGAUGCGUCGCUUAUCAGUGAAAAGUCUCAGCAAUCCAAGCCGGCACUCACAGCGUCGCCCGUAUCUCUGCGACCAGUGGACCGGCAGAUUGAAACACGAACCUCGGAUGGCAAGCGACGCAUUACACCUGUCUUCAUACCUCUUACUAUGGUCGCUAGCGAAUCUCUCGGCUCAAUACCGAGUGGCACAGAGAACUGCUUCAGUACGUCAUCUCAGAGCAAAUCACGGAUCAGAGUCGAAAGGCGGGACGACAUAGUGAUUCAUCCCAAUGUGAGCAACCAUGGAAAUUCGAGUCAACACAACAAGAGUGCAGAUAACGGCCUCGACCAGCGAUUACGCAAGCGUUCAGCACCUUCCCUCCCGGGCCCUAAGACUGAAGAAGUCCAAGUGAAGAGAAGCGCCAACGGCGCCUCUCCUCCCGCCUUCCAAGCCUUGCCCGCGCCCGCGCUCGGCAGCGCCGGGCCCGUCGUGCGCGCCGCCGGGGCCCUCAGGCUGCAGGUGAUAAACAAGGCGUGCAACACACAGUACGGAACAUUGUCGCGGUUACAACUGCUGCCCAACAACUCAGCCUCCAGCGAUCCUGUCUGGGAAACAUAUUUAGGUUCUCCAGUAACGUGCAUAGCGUGUGACGCGCGCUUCGCCGUGGUAUCUUGCGCAGACGGCACCCUGCACGCGUGGAAACUCGCGCGCACCACCGCGCACAGAGCGCUCCCGCCUAUAGCACUAAUGUCGCCAGCGGCCAAACUGACACUCUCUGGUGACACCUUAGCCGCCGUGACCACAUCAGCCGAGCUCGGUAUUUGGGACCUCGCCAACGCUACGUGCAUAGUCAAGCCGCUGUGUUUUAGAAGCCUGAUGGUGCCUGGGGUAUCAGUAACAAACUGCUCUCUAUUGGAAGACGGAAAUCCAAUGAUCUCACUUAGUAACGGGAAAAGUUAUAUCUAUUGCAAGAAAUUAUACGCGUGGGUGGUUUGGACGGACGCCCGGGACCCGGUGUGGAGAGCAUGCGGCGGUCACGCCUCCACAAGAGCGCCGCGCUCCUCACACAAUCUGUACCCAGUGCAACCGAGAGCCACACAAGCUAAUACAGGCAGCUACAGUUCAGACGCGGCUCGGAGCUGGCUAGAAGGUCAAGUGGCUUCAUGCUUCCAUCUUAGAUUAGCAAAGGACUACCGACAUUGGAUCACAGCACUAUUCGGACACCUUGUUAAUCACGGUAACGAAGACCAGCUGAGAACGAUCUUAGACGACAUGCUGGGACCCAGUCAUUGUACCAGCACACCCAAGAAGUGGCAGUCCACAGUUCUGGUAAGGUAUAAAAAGCACGAUAUUCUAGACGACAUGUUGUCGCUAUUAGUCCGUCAGCUGCGCUGGCAGCGCCUGUACAGUGAGUACGUGGACCAGCUGAGGGACCUCCGUCAAUCACGUGAGACCAGAGAGAGGCCCAUGCUCAACGGACACUGAGAAGUGAGACCUAAUGUGAUUCGUAACUGUGUAACUUACUAUUAACACCGUCAAACAAUAGAAAUAAUGGUCUCUGAAUCUUAAUAACUAAUUAAGGAAAGAGUGUCAAUGCAUUUUAGGCGCGAUCCGUGCUUAAUAGAAACUCUAACGUGAUUUCAAUACGAACAUAAGGUUAUAACCUAUUUUUAUCAUAUUAAAAAAGCGAUAAAAAUUGUGAAAGAAACCCAUCAUAUUUAAGUCUAUAGAUUGAGACAGAUAGCAUGACAUUGAUAUAUUACAAUUCGGCUGAUUAUAAUAAUAAACGUACAGCGUUCAUAAUGUUUAUCUUGAUCGCUUUAUCGAAAGCAAUACUAGUAUACAGCACAGCGUUUUUGUCGUCAGAAAAGGCAGUAAAUUCAAAAAAUACUCCUACAGGAAAUUUGAUUUUUACGGGAUUUUCUACGCAUUCAAUUGCUUCAUAUUUUUUAACAAGAUUCAGUUACAAUGGAUUCUAUUAUUAAGUAAAAUAAAGGCGACAGUUGUUGACUAGUGCUACCAAAACCAAUGGCUAUUGACAAGUUGUCUCUGUUUUAGUACAAUUUGUCUAUAUUCUGUUUAAUACAGUAUAUAAAGAAGCACGAUAUUCUAGACGACAUGUUGUCGCUAUUAGUCCGUCUGUACAGUGAAUACGUGGACCAGCUGAAGGACCUCCGUCAAUCACGUGAGACCAGAGACCCGUGCUCAACGGACACUGAGAAGUGACACCCAAUGUGAUUCAUACGUGUAACCUAUGUCUGUCAUAUAUAAUGUCAAGAACAAGGACGAUAUAUACCAGGACUGACAAAGCCCAUACAGGGAAGUGUACCACUGAAAUGUACCUUUUAGGCAUAAAACUAGAUGGCGCUGUUUCGCAGCCUGGAAGUGGCAAAGAUUAUAUUUUCCCAAAAUAUUUCUGCGUGUUUUUGUUUUUUAUAAGAACAAAUGACAUAUUUCUUUAUUUUAAUAU
Molecule: messenger RNA, 3733 nt
Organism: Leguminivora glycinivorella
Lineage: Eukaryota; Metazoa; Arthropoda; Insecta; Lepidoptera; Tortricidae
Gene: Hira
Product: protein HIRA homolog
Exons: 20
Coding region: 82-2748 (888 amino acids)
Biological process (GO): chromatin remodeling; DNA-templated transcription; regulation of DNA-templated transcription
Cellular component (GO): nucleus; HIR complex
Molecular function (GO): protein binding; nucleosome binding
Source: RefSeq, a predicted model, not a curated record